GAAAAAAAAUAAAAAAAUUAUACUGUCGGUGAUUUAUGGAUUUUUGAUAGACUGCCAAACCCAACCCAAAGUUUUUCACAGAGACACUAUCUCUGUGUCUGAUCAAAAUGAACGAUGCUGAUGCUUACGGUGUUAUGGAGGCGCAGUACAUACGGAGGCAUCACAGACACGAGCCCAGAGAGAAUCAGUGCACUUCAGCUCUUGUUAAGCAUAUCAGAGCUCCCGUUCAUCUCGUGUGGUCAUUGGUUAGGCGAUUUGAUCAGCCGCAGAGGUACAAGCCAUUUGUCAGCAGGUGUGUUGUGAAUGGGGACCUUGGUAUCGGAAGCGUUAGAGAAGUUAACGUUAGGUCUGGGCUUCCUGCUACAACAAGCACUGAAAGGCUGGAACUUCUUGAUGAUGAAGAGCACAUUCUUGGAAUCAAGAUUGUUGGUGGUGAUCACAGGCUAAGGAAUUACUCUUCAAUCAUGACUGUCCAUCCGGAGAUUAUUGAUGGGAGACCUGGAACACUGGUGAUUGAGUCAUUUGUAGUGGACGUGCCAGAGGGAAACACGAGGGAUGAGACUUGUUAUUUUGUUCAGGCCUUGAUCAGGUGCAAUCUCAAAUCAUUGGCUGAUGUCUCGGAGAGGAUGGCUGUGCAAGACCGAACUGAACCAAUAAACCGAUACGGAUGAAGUAUGAUGGCUAACGUGGUGUAUAGAUUUAUGGUUCUAGAUUCCCAAAGGUCUUUAGAGAUUGGUAGGAGUUGUCCUACCUCUUUCUCUGAAGUUUUGAACACAAUGCUGGCUUUGCCUUUGGCUUUCCCUUUUCAUCAUUUGGAGACCCCUUCAACUCUUUCUGCCUGCUUUUACAUGUUUGUUUUUUUUAUCUCAAUACUUUACCCUUGCCUGCUUUUUAGUACCAAAAGUAUAUGUUCUUUUGGCAAGUAUCUCUGAAUGGAAAAGGAUCAGUUCAAUGUCUCACUUUUUUGUUUUACUGGGUUUUGUGCAUGGUGGUAUGUUUCUAUGGUCGUAUCUGUAAAUACUUAUGUAACAAAUAGUUUCCUUUUCAAUAGUGGUUUGCAUGUUGUAGUUCCAGUGUCUAGGUGCAGGAAGAUUCAGUAGAGAACCUCUUCAAUAGCAGUACAACUUUGUUGCUUGUUUUUGUACAUACAGUGGCUUCUUCAGUAAAUUAUGGUCUGCCUUUGUUUUCCA
Molecule: messenger RNA, 1190 nt
Organism: Pistacia vera
Lineage: Eukaryota; Viridiplantae; Streptophyta; Magnoliopsida; Sapindales; Anacardiaceae
Product: abscisic acid receptor PYL9
Exons: 4
Coding region: 108-671 (187 amino acids)
Biological process (GO): abscisic acid-activated signaling pathway
Cellular component (GO): cytoplasm; nucleus
Molecular function (GO): protein phosphatase inhibitor activity; signaling receptor activity; abscisic acid binding
Source: RefSeq, a predicted model, not a curated record